Molecule: messenger RNA, 1229 nt
Organism: Oldenlandia corymbosa var. corymbosa
Lineage: Eukaryota; Viridiplantae; Streptophyta; Magnoliopsida; Gentianales; Rubiaceae
Source: the annotation of a GenBank genome assembly
UGGCGCCAUAAGCAUUUUCUUCUUUGAGUUGAAAAGCUCUCCCAAUUGCAGUUCCAAAUCCUUCUCUAAAUUGAUUACUCGACUCUUCUCAAUCCAAGAAUUCAUCUUGUAAUACGGAAGCAGCAUUCUUGUCCAGGAAUCAACAUCAAUUCCUUGAUCGUUACGAACAAUCACUAUCACAAUGGCGGCAGGGAAUGGAAAUGAACCAACUAGGCAUCCAAAAGCAGAGGUAGCCGAGGAAGAAAAAGGCUGUCUCAAGCCCUUGAAGCCAGCUGAUUCAACUAAGGGACCAGCAGGAAUAUGGAAUGCGAACCCAGAAAAUGCUAAUGCAACUCAAAGUCCUGGAAGUGAUGUUUCGACACCUGCACUUGAGUCAGACACCAGAUCUAAACUUCCCGAGGUGAUAUCUGAAGUGCCGGCUGCUGCACAUCAACAAGGAUUGGAUGGACAAGACAAGGAUGGAUCCAAGCAAUACAUAAAUCAGGAACCAGCAGAGGCAGGGAAUUUGCACCCAGAAAAUGUAGGGCAGAGCAAUGCAAUUCAAAGUUUAGGAAGUGAUGUUUCGACACCUGCUCUUGAGUCAGACGACGGAUCUGAAUUUCCUAAGGUGAUCCCCGAAGUACCUUCUGCUACACAUCAACCCGGAUUGGAUGAACACGAAGAGGAUGCAAUUAAACAACACACAAAUCAGGGUUCAGAAAGAGCACCGUUGGAGGAAGAAGACAUGGAAGCCGUACGCACCUUAUUAAGCUUUCGGGAAGAGGAAAGACGUAGGUGUUUGGCAGCGGAUAUAAAGAGAUUGAAGAGGGAGAAUCUUGAUCUUGAGAUAGCGGCACUCGAAGAAUGCAUAAAGGGUCUACAGCUUGUAGAAGAAAAUAGAAAUCUGCUGGAUAAAUUGAGGAAGAAAUUACCACCAGAUGUCAUAGCAAGGCUUGAAGCUCAGGAUCCUGAUCGAGAAGAUCUAUACGUGCCUGUGAUACCACCAUGAUCGAGGAAAGUUCAUCAACAGCGCACCAGUGGGACCGACUCAGUAGCUUUGAAGCCUGCCAUUAUCAACUCUGAAAUUAAUAUUGGGAGCUCUUCUCUUGACUAAGGAUAUUUUCGCUGAAAGAAGUUUGUUUCACUUCUAUCCCCAAUACCUAUUUUACUUGUAUUACACGCCAUCAUUUACUUUUUUUUUUAUUCAAGUAGUGUAUUAAGUUUACGAUUUUAAGCGUCAAUGCAACCAG